AACUCGAAGCCUUCAGUACCACGUGAGAAGAAUGUGCAAUGACAGCUUUACGAGCGGCUCCGCUCCCAUCUUGGCAUUCCAGAGCGGUGGCGUGGAGACAGCACGCUGGCGAAGGUUUGCAGGAAUGGGCGCAUACACACGGCGGCACUUCUGAAUGUAGCUAACGUUUGAUAAAUAUAUAUAUAUAUUUUUUUCAAUGUUCCUUAUUUUCUUUAAUUUUUUCCCCCUUUUCUUUGAUUAGCAUAUUAUUAUUUUUUAUUCGAACCAAAUCGCCAUGGCUUGGCCGUGCAUAAGCAGAGUGUGCUGUCUGGCUCGGUUCUGGAACCAGUUUGAUAAAUCCGAUCUUUCAGUGCCACUGACCAUACAGAACUACUCGGACAUCACCGACCAAGAGGUACAAUCCGUCACCAGGCAGGUACCGACGGACCGGGUUCUGAGGCACAACUAUUCCACCACGGAACAUCGCGGAUCCCCCCAGACACCGGGAGAUGCCCCGGGGACUCAGAGGUCAUUGAGGGGCCGGAGGGAGCCCAACUUCAAACCCCAGGAGGACUACCAACAAACCGGUGUGCCUUUCUCCACUGUCACCCAGUACAAGCAGGAUUACAAACCCUGGCCAAUUCCGAAGAAGGAGAAUUUCCCCUGGAUUAGCAAUGUCGGAAAAGGGGGUGAAGUUGGUUUGGAUAGCCCCGUGAACAGUAACCCCAAUGCGAGCCAGACUAGAGGGGACAUGGGGGAGAGAGAGGAGCGGGGCAGACAGAGGUGGGGGGAGCAGGGGACGGUAACCGCCAAAAGCUCUUACAGACAGGAGUACAGGCCAUGGACAGGGGCAAGACCAGCCAAGACCACCAGGAAACAACGCCCCCCUGCCCCGUAUGCCAGUCCCGGGUCGGGGGUCUCCCACCUCCCUAAUGAGACCAGCUACCAAGCCGCCUACAACGGAGGCGGGGAGGCUUUCAGACACACAGAGCUUCACCAGAGGGACCAUACUCCCAGCUCCUCCACUGCUGACCUGCUGACCCCCACCUCCAUCUCCACCGUCCCCCAAAACACCGUAACCCCACUCCAGCCCUACUCCAUUGCCACUACCACCCCUAUCACCACCACCGCCGGCCUCCAGCAGAGCAGCCUGCCAGAGAGACCUGACCUCAGUAUAGGAACCAUGGGAGAGCGUGACAGGGAGUGGAACUCUUUGGGGAAUCUCCAGGGGUUUAGUGCCAUCCCCCCGCCCACGCUCCUCUGUGCCUUCUGCCAGCGCAGAGUAGGGGAGAACGAGCUGCGCCGGGCUGGCCUGGACUUACUCGGCUUUUCCGCUUUCACUCGUUGUCAUCUAUGCCAGAGAGAUUAGAGAAAGAAGAAACUCCUGCACACUGCUUGCUAGGAAUGUUUCAGUUGUCAAUUUAAUAACAAGUUGAAAUAAACAUAUUUUUGGCCAAUCACAUGGGAGAACAUGUUUUAGUGUAUAGUCUUUCUGUUGUAGCAGUAGUGUAGCCAGACAAAACAGCUAACUUCCUGCAAUUCUACACAUUUUGCCAUGGGGCAGAGAAACAUUUGCAGUUUUAUAGCUAAUCUCAUGCUGUUCUCCACAUUUUGCCAUGCGGCUGAGAGAAAAUGUUGCUGUUUUAAGCUAAUUUCCUGCAAUUUUACAUAUUUUGCCAUAGGGGAGAGAGGAAAAUGUGCAGUUUUAUAGAUAAUCUCAUGCUAUGUUACACAUUUUGCGAUGAGGCUGAGAAAACAUUUUGCAUUUUUAAUGCUAAUUAAAGCUAAAAAUCUAGGUGUGUUGACUGUGAUAAAGGUAGUGGAUUGUGAGCUGUUUUAUUCACUAAAUGAACAAAUGAAGUGGGCAGUGGCAUCAAAUCAAAUCAAAUUUAUUUAUAUAGCCCUUCGUACAUCAGCUGAUAUCUCAAAGUGCUGUACAGAAACCCAGCCUAAAACCCCAAACAGCAAGCAAUGCAGGUGUAGAAGCACGGUGCAUGGUGCAUAUAGCUGUACAAGCACACUGACAUAUGCCUCAAUGCAGUCAUAUUUGUGGGGGGUGUGGCUUUCAGUUAGUUAUUGUUGGCCACCCAUCCCAUGAGACUGAAUGUCUUUCCAGUGCACCGCUUGCUAUUCAUUCUAUCUGAUGCCGUUUGCACGUUUAGGGAAAAAUACCAAUAAUGUCCCGUUUGGAACACUGACAAGUAGAGAGCAUAAAAAUAAAAGAACACUUGUUUUUCUGUUCAAUCUGAUUGGGUGGACCUGUGCCUUCGCGACUGUGUUGUAGAAGGCCAGUCCAACAGUGUUUGACAGGCCACAGGAUUUAAUAUGAGAUAUGUCAUCUGUAGGUCAUAGUCUAUUAAUAACCAUGGCCCAGAAAACAGGGUGUGUUCAGGGUCCAUGCAGGGAAAGGUACAACACCACAGUAGGCUACAAUGUAAGCGCUGUUGUACAAAUUGGGUGCAGAGGAUUUAACCCCGUCUCCUGCCCAGAAAAGUAGACAUCAGAUACCAACUACAGGCUAUUGUCGUCAUAUUGGACCCUCUCUCUGUACACCCCCUAACCCAUCAAUCAACUUCUACUUCAGUAAUACCUCCCCUCUAACCCCAAACAACGACCUAGUGCUCCAUCCUUUUUAUCGGUCACCGAGCAAUCUGCCAACACGACGCAAAAGCCAUUGGAUCUAUAUUAAACCAUCCGGUCCAGUCCCAGCCCCCACACACUGCCAAGUCAUUAUUGACACCCCAACCCACUAAGC
Molecule: messenger RNA, 2734 nt
Organism: Oncorhynchus mykiss (rainbow trout)
Lineage: Eukaryota; Metazoa; Chordata; Actinopteri; Salmoniformes; Salmonidae
Source: RefSeq, a predicted model, not a curated record